GCCCUGCCGGGCGCGGCGCGCGGGCCAUGGUGGCGCUGGAGACCCCGGAGGGCGGCCCGGAGGCGGCGGCGGCGGCGGGGGGCGCCCCGGGCGGGCGGCGGACGCUCUGCCUCCCCCGUGACGUGAUGAUGAAACAAAAUGAAACUUUGAGGGUCCGGGGCUCCACGCGUGGUGGAGGGCCCCUUCCCGGAUGCCUGCCCGCUCUAACCGGCUCCCAGGUGAAGAGGUUCUCGGCCUCCAAGCGGAAGCAGCACUUCAUCAACCAGGCUGUGCGGAACUCGGACCUCGUGCCCAAGGCGAAGGGGAGGAAGAGCCUCCAGCGCCUGGAGAACACCCAGUACCUGCUGACCCUGCUGGAGACAGAUGGGGGCACACCUGGUCUGGAGGAUGGGGACCUGGCACCCCCAGCGGCACCCGGCAUCUUCGCGGAGGCCUGCAGCAAUGAGACCUACGUCGAGGUCUGGAACGACUUCAUGAACCGCUCCGGGGAGGAGCAGGAGCGGGUGCUCCGCUACCUGGAGGAUGAGGGCAGGAGCAAGACGCGGAGGAGGGGGCCCGGCCGGGGGGAGGACCGGCGGAGAGAGGACCCGGCCUACACGCCCCGCGAGUGCUUCCAGCGCAUCAGCCGGCGUCUGCGAGCCAUCCUCAAGCGCAGCCGCAUCCCCAUGGAAACGCUGGAGACCUGGGAGGAGCGGCUGCUCAGGUUCUUCUCCGUGUCCCCCCAGGCCGUGUACACGGCCAUGCUGGACAACAGCUUCGAGAGGCUCCUGCUUCACGCCGUCUGCCAGUACAUGGACCUCAUCUCGGCCAGUGCUGACCUGGAGGGCAGGCGGCAGAUGAAGGUCAGCAAUCGGCACCUGGACUUCCUGCCGCCCGGGCUGCUCCUCUCCGCCUACCUGGAGCAGCGCAGCUGAUGGCGGCCCGCCGGGCCCCGCCCACCGCCUCCCCGGCACCGGACCUUCCGUGCCACCCGCCAGAAUAUCUUCAUUAUUUUUAGAAUUCGUCUUUGGAAACGUCAUCUUCCCCUUGGGGUGGCUCUCUCUCACCCCAGCCCCCUCCCUGCCCAGCCCUUCCAGAUAAAUUCUGGUGGCUGGGGCUGCUCUGGCCUUUCCAGGCCCCAUAGCUCCUCGCUCUGGGACUUGUAUUUGGGCGGGGAGACCGGGCCUGGUCACUUCCAUGUUCCUUCUUCGUUCAGCUUUCUCCGUCCAGUCUGAGGCUUAAGCGAGGAGGGAGAGGCUGGCUUUUUAUCACUUUUAAUGAAUUUGGUGUGAUUUGUUGUAGAUUUUUAAAUUUCCCUUUUGGGAAGAAAAACCAAACUCGCCCCAACUGAUAAAUCGGGGGGCUUUGUUCCAGUCCCUGCUUGACACCCCCCUCCCAGUUUUUGGCUUGGAUGGGGGGGGUCUCUGGGGCCUCGUCCCCCGCCCUGGGAGUGUUACGUCUUGUGUGUGCGUGCGCGUGCCCCACGACCCAGGACGGAAGCUGCGUUUUAAAGGCUGGUUUUACUCUCUUUUUGGAAUGUGUGUUGUCCCCCGCUGGUGUCUUUUGGUGGCUCUUGGGGCCCUGUCUGCUGUAUACCCUGCCCUUCCCCAUUUUUCUCCCGUCUUUUCCUACUGGGAGUCCGGGACUUCCAGCCAGAAGCCUCCGCCCUUGGACUACCCGGUUCCCUUUCCAUGUUCCCCAGCCUGUUGCUUUGGGGUGUCCUCCGGCGGGCCACCUGGCCUGGCCCGGCCCCCGAGAGCAGGGCUGCCCCCCCCCCGCCCCCGGUGUGUGGCUAGCUGUGCUUUGGGAAGAGUGGAGAGUCAAUAAAUUUCUGGUGCUCUUGUCUCA
Molecule: messenger RNA, 1827 nt
Organism: Diceros bicornis minor
Lineage: Eukaryota; Metazoa; Chordata; Mammalia; Perissodactyla; Rhinocerotidae
Gene: R3HDM4
Product: R3H domain containing 4
Exons: 9
Coding region: 27-914 (295 amino acids)
Molecular function (GO): nucleic acid binding
Source: RefSeq, a predicted model, not a curated record